Neofelis nebulosa (Clouded leopard) is the source of this 2263-nucleotide messenger RNA. It is a transcript of the gene GSTCD, whose product is annotated as glutathione S-transferase C-terminal domain containing. The transcript has 12 exons. Bases 159 to 2039 code for a protein of 626 amino acids. Lineage: Eukaryota; Metazoa; Chordata; Mammalia; Carnivora; Felidae. The record is from RefSeq and is a predicted model, not a curated record.
CUGGCAGCCAGUGGCCUCUUGGGCGAAGACUCGCAGAAGCGGCCUCGGAAACCUGGCUCGCGCGGGGCGGGAAGGCGCAGGCGGCUCGUGUCGCUGACACGCUCACCCUCCGUGCCUGGCCGCGCCUCUGCGACCAGGUGACCCAAUGAAAGAGGAAAAUGAAAGGCAUUAAGAAAAGUCUUACAGAAGAAUAUCUAUACUUGGACUUUUCUCACCAAACGGAAGGAUGUAUCUUUCCUCUUCAUACAUCUGUAACUUUAUUUUUGUUAUCAUACUGUGACUGCAAAAUCUUCAAAGUUGGCUUAGUCCUCACAAAAGAAAGCACAGUUAUUUCACUAAAAAAUGUAGUGCCCCAGGAUGUUGAAAUACAGAUUAUUUCAAAGCAAGAACUUCCAGCAAUAGUCCAGAAUUGCUGUUUACCUGCAGUAGUAGAAAAACCAGACAAUUUCUGUAGAGCAGGACUUGCUGUUGUACUGAGACACAUAAUCCAGAAAUCAUAUGAAGCUGACCCCUCAAAGAAGGAAAUUUUGGAACUUCUGGGUUUUAAGAAGACUUGCUUGAAAGCCUGUGCUGAAGUUAGUCAGUGGACCAGGCUAUGCGAACUCACCAUCCCUUUAGCUAUUGAGAAUUUUCUCAAAGAGUCUUCUGACCAGCACCCAACUAUCCCUGCAGAAAUACUGCAGCUAGAGAGAAAGCUCAGUGAGCCCGUUAGAGUGCAUAAUGAUGACAAACUCCGUCGCCAGAAGCUGAAGCAACAGAAGGCUGCUGGGGUUGGGCCUGCCCAUGCUAAGAGCAAGGUCCUUAGACAAGAAACAUCUGAAGAGUUGGACUCUUCAUCCAAGAGCCUGGAACUGCAAGUGGCAUUCUCAAAGCUCGCAGUGUACGAAGAACCAGCUACUACCAACAGGGAGCCUUCUCACAUCAGAAAAGCAAAAGUGUCUGACCUUCCGCCUCUGGAGCAUGUGUUUGCAGAAGGCCUGUACUUCACUCUGGCAGAUAUCGUGCUCUUGCCCUGUAUCCAUCAUUUUUUGGCAAUUAUCUGCAAGAAACUUUCUGAAAAGCUGAUAGAAUUUCCACUGCUGGCUGCUUGGUACCAAAGGAUUCAGGAAAUGCCCAGAGUAAAAACAGCAGCUUCUCAGUGUGGGAUCCAAUUUCUCCAUUUACCAGAGUUGCUGACCACCUUGAAGGAACAAGAUGCAAACUUAAGUGAGGUCCCAGGUGUAGAGGAGCAAAAUGAUGCUUCAUUUUUAGGAGGACCAAGACCCACUAUGACCAAGCUAAUGGAAAAAGGCAUUGAAGUGAUGUUUUCUCCCCACCCUUGCCCUACUUGGACCCUUGAUUGGAAUAGUCUUCCUGCAGCAGUGAGCCCAAAGGAAGGCAAAAUGUCCAGUGAUCGCGCUUUAAGGAAGCAACAGCAGUUAAACAACCUUGUUUAUGUGGUGACAAGUCAGGCCAAACCCGGUGACAGAAUUGUGGAUUUCUGCAGCGGCGGGGGCCAUGUUGGCAUUGUCCUUGCUCACAUGCUGCCAUCAUGCCAGGUUACGUUAAUAGAAAACAAGGAACUAUCAUUAAUUCGUGCUAAGAAGAGAAGUGAUGAACUAGGUUUAAGCAACAUUUGGUUCAUUCAAGCAAAUAUGGAAUAUUUUACAGGGAUGUUUAAUAUUGGGGUGGCAUUGCAUGCUUGUGGAGUGGCAACAGACAUGGUGAUUGAGCACUGCAUCAAAACGCGGGCUGCCUUUGUCACAUGCCCUUGCUGUUACGGUUUCAUUCAGAACACCUCAAAGUUUAAUUUUCCAAAAAGUGAACAAUUCAAGAAAACUUUAUCGUACAAGGAACACAUGAUUCUGUGCAGAUUUGCGGAUCAGACAGCUGUCCAGCUUCCAGCCCAGCGAAGGCUCAUAGGAAAACAGUGCAUGUGCCUGGUGGAUCUGGAUCGAGCAAGAGCUGCAGAAGAACGUGGUUACUCCGUUCAAGUGAUAUCCAUGGAGCCGGAGAGCUGCUCUCCCAAAAAUAACAUGAUCGUGGGAGUCCCCAUUUAGAAGGAGAUAUUCCCAUUUGAUGUUUUGCCAUCCGUUUUCAUGAUGAAAGCCCAGUGGCAUUUAGGAGGUUCUUGGCAUAACUAGAAAACAGCAUUAGCCAUCUUGAACUUAUUGUGCUCAGGAAGGAGAGCAGCAGGAAAAUCAUGGAAGAAAGGCUGCCUGCAAAGCAUCACAAAUGCUCUUGUAAUGUAUGAUUAAAGGACCGCUGGUUUUCAUAGUGAGAA